UUCACACACUGAGGCUGCACCAUACCUUUGCAAAUGCAGAGCCUGUGUUUUUCAGAGAGCCUUGGAGUGAUGCCAGCCUUCUAUUCCGCUGUCCUCUAUGUUCUGCUGGCUGUAGGAUGCUGGAGAGAUGAAGCUGCAGGACUGGGCUGUCACCUGCAUUCUUUCAAUGUGACCAUUAAGAGUGACCGCCGAGGCAGCUGCCGGGGCACCCAAGUGGUCCAAGCCUGCGUGGGCUACUGCGAAUCAAGCGCCUUCCCCUCCAAAUACUCCGUCCUCCUGGCCAGCAACUUCAAGCAUAACAUCACUUCCGUGUCCCAGUGCUGUACCAUCACUAAGAUGCAAAAGAUUAAGGUGCGACUGCAUUGUGGAACCAGCUGGCGUGAGUCUAUGGAACUCUUCACAGCUAAGACAUGUCAGUGUGACAUGUGUCGUCUCUCCAGAUACUAGAGGGAGGAGCAAGAA
Heteronotia binoei (common prickly gecko) is the source of this 462-nucleotide messenger RNA. It is a transcript of the gene GPHA2, whose product is annotated as glycoprotein hormone subunit alpha 2. Gene Ontology annotation, molecular function: hormone activity; hormone receptor binding. The coding region runs from base 34 to 447 and encodes 137 amino acids. The transcript has 3 exons. The record is from RefSeq and is a predicted model, not a curated record. NCBI's taxonomy places the organism in Eukaryota, Metazoa, Chordata, Lepidosauria, Squamata, Gekkonidae. Gene Ontology annotation, cellular component: extracellular region. Gene Ontology annotation, biological process: cell surface receptor signaling pathway.